Caenorhabditis elegans is the source of this 1784-nucleotide messenger RNA. RefSeq names its product Zinc finger-interacting factor 1 (gene zif-1). The transcript has 7 exons. The coding region runs from base 11 to 1480 and encodes 489 amino acids. The record is from RefSeq and is marked reviewed. Gene Ontology annotation, biological process: protein ubiquitination. Lineage: Eukaryota; Metazoa; Nematoda; Chromadorea; Rhabditida; Rhabditidae.
AGUGGACACAAUGAGUGAGUGUUCCGCGAGUACCAGUCAGUUAUCUACUUUCUGUGUAAAUGAGAUACCAUGGAAGUUGGUUCCACAGACUUGCGACGAAUUCAGCGAAUACGAGUUCAUAGAUGAAAAAUAUAGGCGCCUUUCUGACGUAGAAUCGUUUGUCUGGAAGUGGUCGCCGUGUGGAAGAUAUGGAAUUGAUCUUCCGGGCGGUCGUGACGUCAUUAACCAACAACUACGUGACCGUAUGGCUGUAUUCGAUCUACAUACGAACAAAUGGACCCUAUACACCAUGGACCGUGGUGCUUUCGAAAUUCCACGAGUUUGCUUUCUCUACUGGGCACGAAACGAUAUAAUCGGCACAAUAACCCUUGUAAAAGACUAUGAAGCAGGACCGGAUGAUGAAAUUCCAUUGAAAUUCAAGCAAUCAUUCUUCUACGUAUCUCACGAAACACAGACAUUAGUGUACUCUGGUUCAUGCAAGUACCGUACGAAUAAAACAAUCGUAGCAUCUUAUUGGUACCAUAUUUUCGAAAAUCGACGUGGCGAACCGUUCAUUGAUCACAAUAACUACCUGUGGUUGGUAUUCUCAAACGGAGUGGAUUCUCUGAUUCUUCUUCCAUUUAUUCCAACUUCAACGUGUUUCAAAGCGAAAUGUGUAUCAUUUGAUAUGAACGAUAUCGUCAGUCAAUUCACUGGUAUUCGCGUAUUUCUCGAUCCAUUUGUAUCAUCUCACUACGUGCCAUGGGUCUACAGAAAUGACGUUAAUUUUUUCAUUAGGAUUGAUUCGCAUUCAUUUAUCGAGGAGCAAAACCGGGACUAUGGUCUAGAUCCGCAAAUUGAUAACCCGGAGACGAAACCGCACAGAGGAGUAUUUCAACUUCGUGUGAAUUUGAAAGAUGUCAUCGAAAAGGGCGAAAAAGAUGCGAUUCAUGCAGUUAAUCCUGAAACAAUAGAGACAAGAUUCAAUCGAGGUGACAUUGAACUAUGGCGAAAAAUCAGCGAUGAGCUCCGUCAAGAACAUCAGAGCAUAGCACAGCAUGGCAAAAUGGUUGUAGUACAACGAUGGUCACACUUUACUGUUGAUAUGGGGCUCAGCAAGAAAAUGAGAACCCGUGUUGCCGAUUUGGACGCCCGUGAUUACUGUUGCAGCCAUAAGCCACGUAAUUCGUCAUUCUGCUGUAUUGACUUGGACAGCGAGCGAAUCAAGGCUGUGGAUGCUCUCAUUCUUGGAACUGACGUGGUUCUUCCCCAUCCUAGUGGCUCUGUAUUCCUAUUUCGAUACAAGGAAAAUUAUGGGAUGAGUUAUUGCGAGCUUCCAUUCUUCCAGCCACUUUCAUUGAAGCUAAAAUGUAUUCAAGUUCUCAAGGAAUCUGUCGAAAUCGACCCAAGUUACUAUAGAAUCAAAUGCUGCCUUAAAAUGCAAGAAGAACUUGAAAAAGAAACUGCCGAAAAUUUGUGCACGAUAAAUAUUCAACAAUAAUAAUUUCAAAAAACUAAGUAAACCCCCUUAUUAGCAUGACACUCCCCCCACCCCCUCUGAUAAUUAUUUUGUAUUUAUAUUCUAUAAUUCGUAAUUAUUAUUUUUAACUAAUAAUUCCUUUAUUUUUUAAACACAUUCCCCCGAGUGAUCUGAUCACCAAAUUUAGAAUUUUAAUGAUUUAUUAAACCCUCACCCCUAAUUUAAUACCGCCUGCAAUUUUCUGACGCUUCCUGCUAUUUGUAAUGAUAUUACUUUUCAUUUUUCCACCUGUUCAAUUUUGUCAAUACAGACUUAUUCGAUUCAU